Molecule: messenger RNA, 2025 nt
Organism: Gadus macrocephalus (Pacific cod)
Lineage: Eukaryota; Metazoa; Chordata; Actinopteri; Gadiformes; Gadidae
Product: moesin-like
Exons: 15
Coding region: 36-1946 (636 amino acids)
Biological process (GO): positive regulation of early endosome to late endosome transport; regulation of cell shape; positive regulation of protein localization to early endosome
Cellular component (GO): plasma membrane; filopodium; adherens junction
Molecular function (GO): cell adhesion molecule binding; actin binding
Source: RefSeq, a predicted model, not a curated record
GCUGGAUUAACCAAGAGAAAGCCUUGGGCAAUACAAUGGUCCAUUUGAAACAAGUCUAUAAUCCUUACAGGCAUCACAAGCACUUUCAUAUGACUCUGCAGCGUAAAGGCCACUUUGGAAACCUGUUUAGGUCAGGUAUAGAAGAUAAAAGCUAUACAAUGUCGAUUUCCCCACCAACCUCUUGCGAUUGGAUGCUCCUGGUUGAACAGAAGAAUAUAAAUGUUCGCGUUACGACCAUGGACGCCGAGCUGGAGUUCGCUAUCCUGCACAGCACUACCGGCAAGCAACUCUUUGACCAGAUAGUGAAAACAAUCGGGUUGAGAGAGACCUGGUUCUUCGGCCUUCAGUUCCAGGAUACUAAAGGAUUCUCCACCUGGCUGAAACUCAACAAGCGGGUAACUGCACAGGAUGUAAAGCGGGAAAACCCCCUGUUGAUCAAGUUCAGAGGCAAGUUUUACCCGGAAGACGUCGCCGACGAGCUAAUUCAGGAGACCACGCAGCGACUCUUCUUCCUGCAGGUUAAAGAAAGCAUUCUGAAUGAUGACAUCUACUGCCCACCGGAGACCGCAGUGCUGCUUGCCUCUUACGCGGUUCAAACCAAACAUGGGGAUUACAGAAAGGACUAUCACAUCCCAGGAUACCUGGCAAAAGAGAAGCUUCUGCCGCAGAGGGUUUUGGAGCAACACAAGCUCAACAACAGUCAGUGGGAGGAACGGAUCCAGGUCUGGCACCAGGAACACAAGGGCAUGCUGAGAGAAGAUGGCAUGGUGGAAUAUCUGAAGAUCGCCCAGGACCUUGAGAUGUACGGGGUCAACUACUUCAACAUCAAGAACAAGAAAGGAUCCGAACUGUGGCUGGGUGUAGACGCCCUCGGCCUCAACAUAUAUGACCAGACGGACAAGAUGACUCCAAAGAUUGGCUUUCCAUGGAGUGAAAUUCGAAACAUCUCCUUUAAUGACAAGAAAUUUGUCAUCAAGCCUAUCGACAAGAAAGCCCCGGACUUUGUGUUUUACGCUCCACGGCUGCGCAUCAACAAACGAAUCCUGGCCCUGUGCAUGGGCAACCACGACCUGUAUAUGAGGAGGAGGAAGCCGGACACCAUCGAGGUCCAGCAGAUGAAGGCCCAGGCCAAGGAGGAGAAGAACAAACGGCAAAUGGAGAGGGCUCUGCUUGCGAAGGAGAAAAAAAAGCGUGAGAACGCAGAGAAGGAAACUGAGAAGAUUGCCCGGGAGACCAUGGAGUUAAUGGAGAGACUGAGACAGAUUGAGGAGCAGACAAAGAGAGCUCAGGACGAGCUGGAGGAGCAGACUCGCAGGGCCCUGGAGUUGGAGAAGGAGAGAAAGAUUGCCCAGGAGGAGGCUGAGCGUCUCGACAAGGACCGCAAGGAAGCGGUGGAGGCCAAGGCAGCGCUGAUGAACCAGUCGGAGCAGCAGCUGAAGAACCAGGAGAAUCUGGCCACGGAGCUGGCAGAGCUUACCUCUAAGAUAUCCAAGCUGGAGGAUGCCAAGAAAAAAAAGGACGAAGAGGCAAAGCGGUGGCAGACAAGGGCAAUGGCCGUGGAGGGUGACCUUGAACGAACCGAAGUGGAUCUGAAGAGCAAACUCAUGGGUGUCCACAUCCAAGCCUCGGUGCACAGCCACAUGCACGAGCACGACGAGACGGACGAGAGCAGCGCGGAGGCUAGCGCCGAGCUAACCUCCCCGGACAUGGUGCGGGACCGCAGCGAGGAGGAGAGAGUCACCGAGGCCCAAAAGAACAAGAUGCUGCGCAAGAAUCUCAAGUUCUUGAGCACUGAGUUGGCCUGCGCCGUAGACGAGAGUAAGAAGACCCCGAACGACCUGAUCCACGCGGCGAAUGUCAAGGCGGGUCGAGACAAAUACAAGACCCUCCGUCAGAUCCGACAGGGCAACACGAAGCAGCGCAUUGAUGAGUUCGAGUCCAUGUGAGAGCGAUCGUAUAAGCGUCAUAAUGAGGCAGAAAGAAACUGACAAAGACAUAGAUAAUAAAGUUUGACACUGUUCUUGA